Salvia miltiorrhiza (redroot sage) is the source of this 1832-nucleotide messenger RNA. RefSeq lists its product as uncharacterized. NCBI's taxonomy places the organism in Eukaryota, Viridiplantae, Streptophyta, Magnoliopsida, Lamiales, Lamiaceae. The record is from RefSeq and is a predicted model, not a curated record. The coding region runs from base 120 to 680 and encodes 186 amino acids. The transcript has 2 exons. Gene Ontology annotation, biological process: cell redox homeostasis.
UUUUUCUUUUUCUCAUUGAAACGCAGUGAGCGUUGUCGUCGCGACAAUCUAAUUUCAAUUGUAAUGCCCUUUGGCGUUCUUGAUUCUCCCCUCCGUAAACCCUAAAUUCACUCCCUCCCAUGAAUCCAGCCCCAAAACACCAUCUUUUCUGCGUAAAAUGGCCGUGGAACAACCCCAGUUUCAACAACAACACUCCUCCCUGCACUCUCGAUACUCCUUGGCUUUUCAAGUCUUUCAAGAAUUUGGGCGUCGCCGCCUUCAAAUUGAUCAAUUCCGCCGCUAACGCUCCUCUCCGUUUCAACCAUCAGGAGACCAGCGGGUCCGAACUAGUGCAAGGAGAGGCGGAGCAAAGGGCAUUCGCCGCCGCCCUAGCCACCGCCAGAGACGCCACGCUUCUUGAGUUCUACUCUCCCAAGUGUAGGCUCUGCAAUUCUCUGCUCCCAUUUGUCACGGAAAUCGAGAAUCGCAACUCUGAUUGGCUCAACAUUGUCAUGGCUGAUGCUGAGAAUGAUAUUUGGCUACCUGAGCUUCUCCAUUAUGACAUUAAGUAUGUACCGUGCUUUGUCCUAGUUGAUAAACACGGCAAUGCUCUCGCAAAAACAGGCAUUCCCAAUAGUCGACUCCAUGUUGUGGCUGGUGUUUCCCAUCUGCUCAAAAUGAGACGCCCCAGGAAAAAUUAGAGACAGUCAUUUCAUAUGAGAUCAAACACAAAUGCCAGCUCAGCCGGAUGUCACGCACGAUAUCACUUUCCAGGUUUUUUGACUCUUGAAGUUGUAUCAUACAAUACUUUUUCUUUGACUAUACACCUUUAAUCACAAUAACUUGAGACUGUGUCUGAUGGGUCAACGACAAGUCAAAUAUAUGGAGGAAGCUCAAUUUGAUGGAAUAUUUUUGAAUCAAUCUUUUUGUUUUUAGCUCUGGGUUUUUUCUGUCUAUACUUGUGAGAAAAUUGUCCUUGUGCUUUUUCUCACAGGUGUUGAUGUUGAUACCUGUUUCAACAAGAUCUAGAAGUUAUUCGAUAGUUGUGACUUAGAUAUUGGAGGGGAUAAAAUGAUUUCUUAAAACUAUACUUUCUCAUGCAUUGUAAAAUCGUUUCAAAAAGGAAGCGUGCCUUAAAACUCGUGAUCAGUGGGUUGGUUUUGGUAUAUUCUAACACUAGCACUUUGGGUGGGCGCCAAAGCUCGUGAUAUUACCUCUUAAACUUGAACGUAUCUAUAUUGGUUGAUGACAUUCAUAGCGGCAUUGGUGAUUUGAUUUGGGAUUAGAAGAAUCAAGAAUGUUGUUGGCCUUGUGUUUGAUACUAUUCAAAACUUGAUGAGAAAGGUAUAUAUCAGUAAAUUUUAUUGAUCUGCACAGUUAGUAAAUUUGUACAAUAUAGCUGGAAGGGGAGUUGUUUAUAACUGAUUUGUGCCAAUAUAUUGGAAAGUUGUGAUUUUGCUAUAUAUUAGGUGAAAGAAUAAAGAAGAUAUCUUUUUAUUGCCCUGUGGUUUAAAGUAUUUUUAAUUUGAUUUUAUAGGUAUUUUCAAUGCAGAAAAUCAGUUAAUUAGGCAGGAUUCACCCUACCUGGAGUGGAUGUUGAUGAAUAUGAUUUCAGAUAUAUCCUGAAGUUGAUGGUGUCUGGAUCUUAAGUAUAAAGUCCUUCUGCAACAGCCAAUUUAUCUUUGCUACAUUUGAUGUACAAACUUGCUUUUAGGCAUUUGUUGUAUAAUAACUUGAAGGUGUAUUACGUUUAGGUGCUACUAGUGACAUCCGUCUACGAUGAAAAAUCACUUAAAUUGGUAAAUUGUAAGUGGUGUGAAUUAAAAAAAUAAAUCAACACUUUAUUUCGAUAC